Molecule: messenger RNA, 1434 nt
Organism: Fusarium mangiferae
Lineage: Eukaryota; Fungi; Ascomycota; Sordariomycetes; Hypocreales; Nectriaceae
Exons: 3
Coding region: 1-1434 (477 amino acids)
Source: RefSeq, a predicted model, not a curated record
AUGGAGCUUAAUACCAGACCUGAGCGAAAUCCUCAGGCGCAGGGUGGAAGUCUUCGAUCUAGGAUGCCAGUGACAGAUCUCACGCCAAUAUUUUCCUACGAAGCGCCUCUUCUAUUACCAAGUAUUAAACUCAGCGAGUGGCAUCGGCAAGAUAACGAAUUCAUACAAGCUACUAGUGAUACCCUGGUUACACCAUCAGAACUACUUCGUCGCGAGCUUCAGAAAUCGUUAGAGUUAGUGAGUCAGCUGAAAAAAUAUACGACCGAUCCAUAUUAUUCUAUUCGUCACGACUUCACUUCUGGACACCAGACCUAUUCCAGUGGCGCAACAGAUUACACCGUGAAGGCUCUGGUAGGCCCAAACCAAGUUCAGAUCGACGCGCUGCCUGAUACUGGCGCGAAACGCAACUUCGUUUCUCAGCAACUUGUCGAGUCGCUUGGACUAGUGCCCAAGGACCGUACGAAAGCGAUAUUCCGACUGCCCUCUGGGGCAACAAUUAGAUCGUGUGGUACGGUAGAUGUUCCUUUUACUUUCUUGGGGGAAUCAGAGCAUCAUUUGCUUGACUGUUGCAUCCUCCCAAAGUGCACUCAGGACCUCAUCCUGAGUCAGACCUUUCUCAAAGCUACAGGUACUCUGACCAAGUUCGCCCAUCGAAUCACAAAGUCGCUGAGGGAGUUUGCCCCUCGAUUCAGAUUUAAUCUUAUCGAAGAUGAUACCUGUUGUCUACAGGGAAGCUUUGAUGAUAUACCCUCAAUUGCUCUUGCGGACACAGGCUGCGACGCAAUGCUCAUAUCAGCAGACUUUGCUAGGCGGCACUCCCUGGAGAUUGAUAAGGGGGUUGAGCACAGGCACCUCGUCGAGUAUGCCGAUGGGUCUCUGGAUACCACUACUGGUAUUAUUCGUGACUCUAAUUGGCAGUUCCGAAGUUCGAGGAUUAAGAUUCCUUGUGACUUUUAUGUGCUCGAUGACCUCAAAGCAGAUAUCGUAUUGAGCAGUCAUUUCAUUUUCCAGCACGAAAUAUUUUCGCAAUUUGAGAGGGACAUCAUUGAUAUGAGUCUUAUUCCUGAACGAGACUUCGGAGACCUCUACAAUAUUCGAUUGAUCAGUCACUAUAGCCCCGCGCUACGGUCGCUUGAGGCGUCUUCCAUCGCUGACAUGAAUUCACCCGGUUCGUUUAGCCCGGGGGCAAUCAAAGCUGAGAGGGUUCGACGCGACCAGAUUCGGGAUGCGAUCAACGCUCUUCCUCUGGACCAGCAGGAUCAGGCUCACAUUGAUGAAAGGAACAGGCAAGAGAUCUGGGACGGCUACCGGAAGAGACACGUAGAAACACAAGAGGAGGAUACAGAUUCAACUAAGCAGGUCCUAGUGGCUCAAAAAGAACGCUGGUGGGAGAAAGGACUGGUGUGGAGACGGUUUGGAAGGAAAGCAACCUAG